UCAGCGCAGACCAACUCUCUCAUCUGAUCUGCCCAGCGGCUGUGCAGGAUUACCCCAGACCACCUCGCAUCUCCUGUGACUAUAAAAUUCGCCAGGACUCUGAGACCAUGGAAGCAGCAAGAGACAAGACCCAAAGCCAUCUGGUCGAUGUGGAAGUUGGCCUGGAGGCCCACAGCGAAUCGCGGAGGCCGUGGCGGUGGGUCGGUGUGGCAAUAGCCGUGUCGCUGUGCGUCGCCGCCACCGUCCUCCUCACCGGCCACAUGCAGGGUCCAGUCCAGAGCCACGGAGAAAAUGACUUACACCUCAAACUGAGAAAUGCGGACAAAAAUGAAAAAGACGCCAUUCACUUAGAAGCCGAAUACAACACGGAUAUCUCCCCGGACUUGCGGUGGAUUAAGACCGAAAACACCGUCCAAGCCGGAGAUCUGAAGGUCGUGGACGCUAAAGAAAUCGUCAUUCCACGAACGGGGCUCUAUUUCGUCUACAGCCAGGCGUCGUUCCGCGUCAACUGCGAGGCGUCGUCAAAAUCAGAAGUCAACAAAGUGGUGCAUAUCAGCCACGCGGUGGAGCGCUACUCUCAGUCAGUCGGUAGCCAGUGGACAGGCAUGAUGGCCUCCACCCGGGCCACGUGCCGCAAGGUCCAGGGAGGACCGCACAGCGCGAGGUUCUGGCAUAACGGCAUUUACCUCGGGGCCGUCUUCAGUCUCUCGGAGGGCGACCGGCUGCGUACCUCCGACGAAGCAAAAGACCUGCCGUCUCUCGUCUGGGAGAACGGCAAGACCUUCUUCGGCGCUUUUGCCCUGUGAUCGCCGAAACUAAUUAAAGACAAAAUGAUUGGUCGUCAGAAAAAUAAUAUGGAUAAUCGUUUAAGUAAGGAUAGUGUAACAUAAUUUCUCUUGGACAGUUCGACUGAAAUGAAGCAAUUAAUAUCAGAUGAUAGUGGGACGGAAUGUAUUACAAGAAACAAAAUAUUAGAUAUCGAUACAGACACACACAGAAUAGGGGUCCACGCUAUGGAAGACUUAAUUGAACAACCUAUAACGACUUUAAUGGAAAAUGCAACGGCAAAAAAGAGUGAAAACUGACAGAUUAUUUACAUGCUAAGAGAAACAUUGCAGUGUUUCUGUCGUCGAUGUUGACUGAAGGAUCGUUUUAUAUUAAAACAAUUGUGAUCUUCCGCCAGUAGAAUGAGAACAACCGUUGAGGUUGAUCUGCUCUGUGCAAUACAGUGCACUGUAAUACAGUACACUGUAAUACAGUACACUGUAAUUUUUAAAGUGAACUUUUAUGAAGUUUAUCAGCCUUUGCUCCGUGGUUUUUCUCCCCUCGUGUGUAUGAAGCUGUUGGUCAGGUUUGUAGAUUUUCUUUGACGUUUUUGUGUCUGGUGCACGGUCACCCUCCACUUGGUGUUCCGGGUGCUUCCGUGUGCCCCCCUCAAAAUUUGAUGAAUUGGUUAAACUCCAUAAAUUGACUGUUUACAACCCUGACAAGCAGACACCCAGCUACAUGCUCUAGACAAUUUUAAAGUACUUUUGAAUGAAGCUUAUCGAUUACAUUUAAAGCAAGUUCCUCGUUCUUUGUGUAUUUUAUUGAAAGAACGUUAUAACACAGCUAAACCCCGAAGCUAGGUAGAAGCAACGGCAAGUUGUUUUGCGUGCGGCUGGUUCUGCACGGCUGUGCCUCAUAUGCACUGAAAACGGUCACAGUUUCACCAGUUGGCACACGAGUUUACAAGGGAGACCGUGAGUUUACGAAGGUCUGGUGUUCGUGCUGGUCUACAACAGCACCGUUCUCAAUUCUGAUUGUACACAUUGUUUGUAUUUUUGUAUGUAUUUAUUUAUUUACGUAUUUAUUUGUUGUCGAAUCUAUUUAUUAAUUUUGUAUUUAUUGAUUUAUUUAUAUUUUAUUUUUAUUUAUAUAUUUAUAAACUCUAAAGAGACUAAAGUAUUUGUUUGUUUGCUUGUUGUGGAUGCGGGA
Conger conger (European conger) is the source of this 1977-nucleotide messenger RNA. It is a transcript of the gene tnfa, whose product is annotated as tumor necrosis factor a (TNF superfamily, member 2). Bases 108 to 806 code for a protein of 232 amino acids. The record is from RefSeq and is a predicted model, not a curated record. Gene Ontology annotation, cellular component: membrane. Gene Ontology annotation, biological process: immune response. NCBI's taxonomy places the organism in Eukaryota, Metazoa, Chordata, Actinopteri, Anguilliformes, Congridae. The transcript has 3 exons. Gene Ontology annotation, molecular function: tumor necrosis factor receptor binding.